CUGUUUUAAUGAAUAUAGCAUGGCAACACCAUAUUUUUUCUGUCAAAGCCAAUCAGCCGUAGUAGUUCUGAAAUAAUAACAAAAAUUCCAUUGCAGCUAUUUUGGCAUUAAAUUACAUCAAAAUGGAUGAUAAAUAUGAAAGUGUUAAACUUGUCUAUAGUAUACACAAGUACUCAAGUUAUUCCGCCAACUAUAUACCCGAGAAUAUCAUGGUAAAUAACCCCACAGACCAGCUCUCCAGAUGGUUCACAGACAGCAACAUUCCAUCACAGUUCAUUAUGUUAAAACUGAAAACACCUUCUAUUGUGGAAUUUAUUAAAUUCGGAAAGUACAUAAAAGCCCAUGUCAGUGACCUGAAGAAAUUUCAAAUUUUUGGUGGGACGGAAGAAAAUAAAUUGUCCCUUUUACUAACCGCUGGUCUCAAGAAAGACAGUGCGGCAGAGAUAUUCAAGCUCCGCUGCAAGACAUCAGAAGGCCUAUACCUCCCCGUUCAGUACAUCAAGAUAGUUCCCCUACAGUCAUGGGGUCCAGCCUACAACUACACCAUAUGGUAUGUGGAGCUCACUGGGAAGAACCAGGAGCAAAUCGUCAGCAAUGCUUUGGAGACCAUCAAUUUACGUAAAGAAGAAGAAGCAGUGCGCAUGCUGUUAAAGCACUUGCGUCGCCGUCGCUACAAGGACGCAUUCGAAGCGCUCUCACGAGAGAGUGGGGUGCGCCUCGAGGGACCCAUUCAGGCACGGUUCUGGAACGCACUCGUUGAGAACGGCGAUUACAAACAAGCUGAAAAGAUAUUCGAUGAAGCUAUUGCUGAGGGUGAGUUAGACUGGUACAUGUCGUGGCAGCCGUACUCGCCACUGUGGCGGGAGAUAUCGUCGUGCUCCUCGCAUGUGGAGGACCGGCUGUGGAGCACUGACGCCCCGCCCGCCCCACCAGUCAGGCAGAACGAUCUGAUCUGCACUGACAGGGACCCGAGACCUGAUACUACUGAGGGGCCGACAGACGACAUGGAUGCGAGCGACAUGGCCGAGGCGAUGAGCGUGGCCCUGAGCUACAACAAGCCCGGCCCGCGCGGCGGACAUCAGCUGGUCGUCGACGCCACUACUGGUACGUUAUACCUGUUCGGUGGUUGGAACGGCAUCGAGGAUCUAGACGAUCUCUGGUCGUUCUGUACCAACACGGAGCGCUGGAGGCUCCUGUGCCCCAACAGUGGGCAGGCCGGUGGACCCUCGCCCAGGUCCUGCCAUAAGAUGGUGUUCGAUCCUGUGCAUCGACGCCUGUUCACUCUUGGCCGGUAUCUCGAUAAUGCGCAACGAAUACCUAGCAACAUGAACAGCGACUUACACAUGUUCGACGUGACCACUGAGGAGUGGUCGUUGGUCUGCCACGACACGGCGACGAUGGGCGGCCCGCGCCUCGUCUUCGAUCACCAGAUGUGCAUCGACCCUGACACGCAGACCAUCUACGUGUUGGGGAGGGUGCUGCCUGCUCUCUCCGAGGAGGUGGUGAGCCCGCAGUACUCGGGGCUGUACGCGUACUACAUCGCGACGAACUCGUGGCAGCUGCUGCUGAGCGACUCGCACGAACUCAACGCGCCGCAGGCACGCGUCUCGCACUCCAUGCUGUUCCAUCCGGUCCAGCGCCGCCUCUACAUGUUCGCGGGUCAGCGCAACAAGGAGCACCUCGUAGACCUGUGGUGGUGGGACGCCGCCACCGGCCAGUGCGGCGCGCUGUGCCGGGGCUCCGCCGCGCCGCCGCCGCCGCAGGCUGGGUUUACUCAGCGAGCUACCCUCGACCCUGAUACUGAUGAGAUGUUUGUGCUCUCUGGUAUGAGCAAAGAGAAGGACAAGCGCGUGUACAACACGCUGUGGGUGUUCUCGCUGCGGCGGCUGACGUGGACGUGCGUGUACCGCAACGACAGCGUCAGCCCCAGCGAGCCGCGCCCGCGCUUCGCGCACCAGCUCGUCUACGAUCCCGUCAAGAAGAUUCACUACCUCUUCGGCGGCAACCCCGGCAACCAGUCCAGCCCCCGUGUUCGCCUAGAUGACCUGUGGUCCCUGCGCCUGCGCCGCGCAUCACUACAGGGGGCAGCUCUGUCGGCGCGGUCGGCGCUGCGCGAGGCGUGCUACAAGGAGCUGGCGGCCGCCGCGGCUGCGCAUCCCGACCCUGCCGCCGCCGCCACCGCGCUGCACUACCUCAGGAAUGAUCUGUUUGAGGUGCUCGACCAGAAUCGACCGGACCAGGUGCUCCGCUUCCAGCGCCUGGCGACGAUCUUAUUCUCAGGCACGGCGCCGUCCGAGGGCGCCGCGUGUGCCCUGUCGCCCCGCAGAGCCCGGGCCCUGGCGCGCCGGCGCCACGCGCAGCCCGUGCCCUGCGAUCUCGCGACCGCACUCGCACAGGUCCUAGGCGCCGACGACACAGCCCCCGAGCCGACCACACCGUUCGAAGAGACCACUGAGCCGACCCCAGAGACCUGGGACGUCGGCCAGGAUGACGAACUCUCGGCCGAGCGCGAGAAGACCGCGCAGUGGAACGCGCGAGCUCAGCGCAUCAAGCUGUAUGACGCGCUCUGCAUCUUCUUCCGACCCUCCAUGGUCCCGCCCAAGGGAGACAUCACCGAUCUUGUCAUGCUGUAAACUGAUGCUAAACUAUGGUGAUAGGUAAGUCUCAUCAAAAAAAAUGUUCGGGAAACAUUGUCGGUAGCUAUUUGCGUUUUAAAAACACAAAUGCUUAUGUUUUUGCUGUACCGGUAUAUUUAUGUCUAUUUUAUUGUUUACAAAUGUCAAAAUCAGCAUAAAUAAUGUUCCUACUUACGUAAACUUAUUGAUAUUCGCAAAAUCCACCUAUCACCAAAAAAUCUUCGUUAAAAAAAACUAAGUCCAAAACAUUUUAGUGAUAUGUACCUUUAUCACAACUACAUUGUAUUGAUGUCUUAUUUAUUGCCGUGUACUGUUAUUAUUAAUAAACAUAUUAUUAUAUCACACUUCGUAAGUAAUGAUAUGAAUACCGUAGUAUUUGUAUUGAUGUUUUUCUGCGGGUUGUGAGAACAACGUUGUUUUAAGAUUCACACAAAACGAGCUGGUAUCGUUUCCAAUGAUAAAACAUUGGCCCAGUGAUGUUGUAAGCAGUUCAAGGUAUCUGGAAAGGCCAUAAAAAUCUAGAAAGGAUUUUUUGAAGAUUGAAAUGACUGCCUGCAUAGCAGGUAAGUCUAUUUCCACUGUUUUGGCUAUUCUAGAAAUUACAAUACCAAUGAAAUCAUUUUAUAGAUGAAUUGGUGGAUCUUCACCGUUGUUCUCAUGUCCACGCUAAGUAAACCACAGAUGUAAAACUGCAUGUUUACGAAUAUUAUCAUUAUAAUACAUACAAUAUAUCUUUAACGUAACAAAUGUAAUCGUACUCUAUUCUCUUUAUGUACUACUCAAUGUAUUUCACAAGUGACAAUAUUUUGUAGCCACACAUAUAAAAGUAUAAUUUAUUUUAGUUUUCAGUAAUGUCUGUUUUUUGGACAUGGUAUGAGCAUUUUUAAGUUUAACGAAUAUAUUUUUAAUUACCUAUUGCAAGACUGACAUAAUGACAAAGAUUGGGUGGAUCGGUGUUCUUCUUGAAUUGCUAUUUAUCUACUAAUAAGUUGAAGUUAAGAACUGAAAUAGUUCUCCCACUGCGACUCGUCAAAACUUAAAAUUAUACAUAUCUGUGACUUUUUGCUCAAUAGUCACCAUACGUGUUCAUAAGCUUUAUAUAAUCUCCACUAUUAGUCAGCAUUUUGAAUAGGCCAUCUUCCGAUUCCUAAUAACAACCACUAACAACUACAAGGAAUCUAAUUCAUUGCAAGCUAUAGUAUUUACAUUAAACAGUCAAUCAUUUUGUCAAUCUUGCAAGCUGUGUGCAGCUAACUGUGGGGUGUACGCCGCAGCUGUAGCAACUAAGAGGCUCGUUUCCUUUAUGAAAUUGUAAAUAUCUAACUAUAGAAAUUCUCAAAGAAUGUACCUAUGAAUAAGCGUGUACGGCGGUGUUCCCAAGAAGUCUAGUCAGCAUUGAAUACUGAGUUGUACGCGGUACAUUCUAACACAUUAAUACUAAAAGACAUUUUGCAUUUCACUCAAAUAUUAUAAGUAAAUAGUUUUGGAAAACAUAAAUUGUUCAUUGACUUAACACCUUUUUUUCGAAUUAAAAUACAAUCAAUGUAACCUGUGACAAAACAAUGCACAUUAUAAUAGUCAGCUUUUUAGAAUUAGUAAGAUGGGGCGCGUGUGUUUACAGACUGUGAUAAAGUUGCUGUUAUCGAUAGAUGUAAUUAUCUGAGUAAGGGAUCUGCCACGGGAGGGUGUAGGGGGAUGUUGCCAAAUUAUACUACUAUCACAGGGAAGGAAUGUCUUAUGUGUAUUUUAUUUUCCAUGUAAUCACGUACUUUUACAAAUAAUAGUUUUAAAUUAUCGUUAGUGUACAAUCAAGCACAUUAUUAUAUUGAAUUGUAUUCGAUGACAGAACAGUUGACUGUGUUUUAGCAUUUGAUGUCUUGAAUAAGUUAUCAGCUACAUAGUGUUAAAUUCAGUAAUGUUUAUGAAUAAUCUUAUAUUUAAGAAUGUCAGCAGGUUCUUGCUUUGUAGUCGUCACAGUAUUUACAGUAGGAUGGUACUUGGUUUACUAAAUGUAUUCAUGUUUAAUUGAUGUUCAAUGUGAAAUUCAGUGUUAUGUAGAUCAAUAUGUGCAGUUGGAAUUUGAAAUUAUUGUAGUAUUUAUUGACAAUUCCAACCAGCAAAAAUCACAUUCAGAAAAUAUUGAAAUUGAUAAGAUAUAAUCUGCACUACGUAAGACUAUGUUAUUCAUACGUAAAAUUAUAUAAUCCGUAGUGAAGCUCAAUGUAAAUUUUAGAUCAUUUUACUCCCAAAUGCUCGUGAUGUACUAGCUGUACAGUCUACAUAAGUUGUGUGCACACAUUUAUGUUGCCAACUGUACCUUGUCCCGAAAUACUCGAGUGUAUCUGUAAAUAUUAGUGUUAUAUCACGUAAUUAAGAGAAAUUACGUACGUACGCACGAGACGUCUUGUAAAUAAUGCAUUUUUAUUCGUGUAAGAGUAAAUUAUUUGUUUUCAAUUUGUAACUUGAAGCAUUCUCAGUCUGUAUGUACAUAAUAUAUGCGUAUUAAACUCAA
This is a messenger RNA of Helicoverpa armigera (cotton bollworm), 5148 nucleotides long. RefSeq names its product muskelin (gene muskelin). NCBI's taxonomy places the organism in Eukaryota, Metazoa, Arthropoda, Insecta, Lepidoptera, Noctuidae. The record is from RefSeq and is a predicted model, not a curated record. Gene Ontology annotation, cellular component: cytoplasm. Gene Ontology annotation, molecular function: protein binding.